Molecule: messenger RNA, 1082 nt
Organism: Equus caballus (horse)
Lineage: Eukaryota; Metazoa; Chordata; Mammalia; Perissodactyla; Equidae
Source: RefSeq, a predicted model, not a curated record
UCCCCACCCUGACCGAAGGCAUUUCUGACCUGAGAGUUCAGGGAUAUGAUCUCAGAUAGAAAGUGCUCCUGACCUAGACUAGCUCCAUGGCUAGUCAGGGUACCGACCAGACAGAUGAAGUCAAGCAGGCCCCAUCAGGUGACCGAGAGCCAGCAACAGGGGUCCCAACUAAUUCAUCCCUGGAUCCAAAGUUGGAUUCAAGGGAGAUUUUGGGGACCUGCAGUGACCAAGCCAUAAGCCAAGAUCCAGGCCCCCAAGACAACCCGCGACCACAGGACCCAAACCAAGGCAUCGUCCACGUGGAAGAAAACCACCACCUUCUCGGGCUCUCCUUCCCAAGAAAGCUUUGGAUGGUAGCUGAGGACGACGCCUUCACGUCCGUGCGCUGGAAUGACGAGGGAGACACCGUGAUCAUUGAAGAGGAUCUUUUCCAGAGGGAGAUUCUUCAACGGAGAGGCCCAGGGAGAAUUUUUGAAACAGACAGCUUGAAGAGUUUUAUCCGCCAACUGAAUCUCUACGGCUUCAGCAAAAUACGUCCAAACGACCCUUCGGUUCACUCUCCAGGGAACAAGAGAAUGAUGAUGUACCGUAACUCCAACUUUCAGAGAAAUAAGCCUCUGCUCAUUGAGAACAUUCGGAGAAGAGGCAACCUGAGAAUUACCACUCAGCCAGGGGCCAGCGCAACAACUCCAAAGAGAAAGAAGCAGGUAGAAGCUACGAGGCGCUCCCCACGAAUCCAUCGCAAUGAACCCACCAAAGAAAGUGUAGCAGGACAUGCCACAGAAAAUCGUCACCCAAGUGAGCCAGGCAGCCCAAGUGGGGAGGGCACAUCCAGGAAUGUUCUGUUUGUGCCCCUGGCUACUGCCGGGGGAGACGGUGCAGAGGAACCACCCACCAGCCCCCCAGAUUACCCCAAUUAUGAUUCGGUGAUGUCCUUAUACAACACCUGUUAUUCCAUCCUGCUGGCUUCCCUCUCAGAGAUGGCUCCACAUGAGGUCCCUGAUGAGGACGAGCAGCAGGAAGGCUCCUCAGAUUACAAGUGUUCACUUUGUGAGCGCUUCAAGGACAAUCCAGGUCCCUAA